Messenger RNA from Mercenaria mercenaria, 5418 nucleotides. RefSeq lists its product as uncharacterized. NCBI's taxonomy places the organism in Eukaryota, Metazoa, Mollusca, Bivalvia, Venerida, Veneridae. The record is from RefSeq and is a predicted model, not a curated record. Bases 19 to 2502 code for a protein of 827 amino acids. The transcript has 17 exons.
AGCGAAAGUCAAGAUGCCAUGGCGCUUUUAACAGAUUUGUCUCAGAUCAGAAACAUACUAAGCAAUGAUGCAUCGUCACCUUCAAAUGAUGUUCAGACACUUGUGACGGACAUUCGAUCUUUUUCAGAACGUGUGACUGCAGAGAAUAAGAAGCUUCUGAUGGAAGGCACGUCACACCUCAGAAAGGUCCAAGACAAACUUUCGAACUUGAACAAAAUUGCUGGAGACGGAACAACAAUGGACUUUGACCAAGAAAAGAGCUGGGAUGAUGUAUGUACAGAAAUAGAACAGAUUGAAAAGAGAGUAACUGACGACCUAAAAAAAAUGGACACUGUGAUGAAGGAAUUGGAAAAUGAAAUCAAUAACUUGGAAAACAUUAAAACGAUUCCCAAGGAAAGUAGAACCACUGAGUCGCGAGAGGCGACACUUACAAAUAAACUAAAAAAAAUCGUAUCAAGACUUCAGAAGUUGAAAAACCUAGAGGAAGAUGCGACAAAAAAGGCACAGAAACAAAAUGACGACCUGCCCAAGAAAUUGAAAACUCUGGAAGAAAAAGUGAAUACAGUUUGGAAAGCAGUAAUGAAAAAUGAUUCUAGCGAUGCCCGUGCUAAAGCUGACAGAAGUAAUGAUUCAGAGAAAAUGUUAUCGGAUAUUGAAAAGAAAGUUAUCAGCCUGAAAAGUUCUGAAGAAGCAGCCUCAAAAAAGGCACAGAUACAAAACGACGACCUGACUAAGAAAUUGAAAAAUCUGGAAGAAAAAGUGAAUACAGUUUGGAAAGCAUUAGCUGUGAAUGAUUCUGGCGAUCCCCGUACUAAAGCUGACAGUAAUACCAGUUCAGAGAAAAUGUUGUUGGAUAUCGAAAAGAAACUUGCCGAUGACAAGAAAAAUCUGAACUCAGUGAUAACUGAAAUCGAAAAGGAAGUGAAGAAUUUGGAAACGUUAAGAAACGUGAAAUCGGAAAAAAACAAUGAGCAAGCGAAUUCACAUACGAGUAAACUGAGGCAAAUACACGCUCAAUUAAUGAACUUGAAAAAUGCUGAAGAAGCAGCUUCAAAAAAGAAAUUAAAACAAAAAGACGAUACAAGUCAGAAAUUGAAACGUUUGGAACUUUUGGAAGACAAGGUGAAGACGGUUUGGUCAGCAGUUUGUAGUAAUGGCGCUUCGAGCAAUGAGACUGAUACAGAAAAAAUGUUAUCAGACAUCGCAAAAAGACAAAAACAAAUACAAGACCACGUUCAAGAACAACUUGACCAAACUCAAGAAAGCACAGAGUUGUUGAGAAAGAGCAUUGAAUGCAUAAAAUCAAAACUACUCAACAAACCUUUCAUGUUUGAAAAGCCAGAAUGUUAUCACAGAAGGAACAUUAAAGACUUCAAUGAAAGACUCAAGAUACAGUUGUCAUUAGUGCAUGAAAUUGAGGAUCUCGUCAAUGAAAAUGCAGAAAGGUUUUCGAGCAAAUUUGUUGAAAGAAUGGUAGUUGUGCGUCAUUUAAAACACCUGUUCCACUCUCUUUGCCAAGAGGAUUUAAAUUCACCAAAGAGGCAACAAGAUAGUAGAAAGAAAGGUGAAAGGGAAAGCAAAUCUCAAAAAGAUGAUAAAGAAUCAGAUGAGUUACUGGUACUUUCUAACGCGUUCAGGAAAAGACUUGAAGAACGAGGAAUUACUAAAGAAACGGUAGACUAUCUAAAGCAAAGACUUGGAGAAAUGGAAAGCGUACAAACGUCCACUGAACGCGAAAUCAGUGAUUUAAAGAAAGAAAAAAGUGAACUUAAGCGGAGAUCAAUGCAGACUGAAGAAAAAUACCAAAACGAACUGCGGGAAAUGGAAAAAGAAAAAACAAGCUUACUGACAAGGCUAUCACAAAUGGCCGGGGCCCGACUAACAGACAAUAAUCCGAACAUAGCAGAUCUUAGUGACCCAAACAGACCAACAAAAAUUGGAGAGCAGUAUUCUGAAUUGUAUGACAAUCAAUGGACGGAUGCUUUUGAAGCGGUUCAGAUGCCAGAUGAUAAAUGUUUACAGUUUUUACUUGAAAUCCUCCAGGAUUCUUACAAAUUGUGUGGAGUAAUUUCUGAUAACCAGCAGAAGGCAUUGAAGAGAAGUUUAUAUCAACCAACCGAUGGAAUGAAAGGUCAUUCGGAAGCAAAGGAAAAAGAAGUUGAAUUGUCAGCUGUGCAGUCUAAAGCUCUUUCCGAGUUACGAAAGCAGAGUGUGGACGUAUCGUGUACCGAUGUGAUCACGUACAUCGCUGCAAAACACAAGGACUGGUUCAAGAAAGACGCACUGAAAAUUUAUGCAAAGCAAUGUAUAAGAUUGUGUUGGUUCAUGCAUGUACAAUCCCCUCCACUUUAUCUCGAUAUGACAAAAGGAAAAAAGCUCGACACAAACAAAUACAAGCCAUACACAAAGAAUGGGAAGAAUAUUGCAUUUGUCGUUUGGCCACCUCUUCUUUUGCACGAGGGCGGUGCAAUCUUAUCGAAAGGUGUAGCUGAAGGAAAGUAAGAUGCAAAGAUAGUUCCAUACACAACACUCAGUAACCAGGUUCGAUCUUGUACACGUGUAUGACUUAAACGCAAUAGGCAAACAUUUCAAAAGCUUCAUAGUGUAAUACGAGUUUGGCCAAAUACAUAUAAUACCCAUCUUCGAUGUUAUGCAUAUUGAGACUUUAACAUAAGUAUAUUUUUAACGUUUAUAAUAUUACGAAAUCUGAAUGUUUAUAAAAAUUGUAAGGAACAAAUUUUCAUAAAAUAGAAAAAGUGGAAACUCCACAUACCUACAUUGUGCCGCUAGAGUUAUCAUUUUAAAAACCUUCUGUUGAAUAUUUGUGGUUGUUAGUGGUGUUUUACCUUUUCAGAUAUCAAAUAUAAAUUGUGUACAACUGCUUCUUAGUUCAAAACACACUUUACGAAGACAAAUAUUCAUAAUAUAUUUAUAAUUGAAAAUUGUCUUUGGAAAAGGUCAAAAUACACAUAGGAACAAAUAAAAUAAUAUCCUAGUUUUCUUGAUGGGUAUAUUACAAUUAUAUUAGUUGUUAUUUGUUUGAGGCAUAUGCUAAGUUUGCAUUCAUACUUAUUUUGUGUGAACGAAAUUCAGUAUUAGAAUAAAAUAUUAUAGACUACUUGUGGAAUAUUUUUUUUGUUUUACUAGCAACAAAGACUAUUGUUAAAUGUAAUUGUAAACUUUUAAGUUAGAAAUAAGUCACAUAUUUGUGGUAUUACGCAUGGUCAUGUAAUAACAGAAAUGGUAAAAGCAUUAUAUUAUAAAUUAUUUUAUUCAUCUUAAUUAAGUAAGACAACAAAACCAGAAAAGAAUUAUGCAUGUGUGGCUACGGAGAUAUCAAUUGAUUUGGAGCUUUUGACAUGUAUUUUGAAUAGGCAAAGUUAUAUUCACGACUGAGACUGCAACGAAAAGCAGUAGAAUUGGGUUAUAAAAAUUAAUAUAAAAGUUGGUACACAUUGACCAGCUCCUCGAUUGUCUAUAUCCUAUAUAACAAAAAUGUUUAACUUUAAAGAUUCCUAAAAUCACAUACAUAUAACAUAUAGCUUUAUAUGUAUAAACAGAUUACUGAUUCGGGGGGAAAACAUGAUGACGUCUAUUCAAUUUUCAAGUACCAGCUCUGUUUGUAAAUAUCGGCAUACUCUUAAAGUUUUACAUUUCACUCAUUCUUUUUUCUUUCACUCGGGUUGUUUACUUUCAUUCAGCUUUUACUGGCGACAACGCACGGAGUCGGUUGUGGUCCUUGGUCAUAUUCACAAGGCAACAACCCAACAUUACGUAUUGUGUCAGCUUUUCGAUCCGUCCUUUUUUGAAGCCGUUUUCAAUGUCAGAACUUUGUCAAAGUUUGUGAAUGUUUUCAAUUUCCGCGACUUACGUCAACGAUUCCUUAUGCCUUCUUUUUAUUUUCUAGUGUUAAAUUCUGAUUACAUAUGAUAUAGAAACUUUUAUCGGUUAUUUCUGCUAAGUAUUUCCUGGAGACUUAAAGUAAAACAUUGUUAUUUUGACGUUUCUAACAAAGUGCACUUGUCAUACAUGUACGUCUGAUUGAUUUUCAUGGUGAGCAAUUGUUACGCAACAGUGAGGCUUGUGGAACGGCCUUCUAACUGUUUAAAUCUGUGACCACAAUGUUUUGCUGUGGAGUGUUCUUUCCACGGUUCCACACAGUGAGUUCAUGGACAGUCCCAUGAAAUUUCUGUAGAGCAUUCAUUUUCCACAGUUCCACGCAAUGGGUUGUGGUCUGAUUCUGUGAGAGUAUAAAUAUACUCCCACAUUUUCAGUCGUGGUCUCCAAUUUCAAAAUUCGUGCAUGCACGCCGUUUUGGCUGUAAUCGACAUUUUUUCGAAAUUUUGGCUUGAUAUCGAAAUUCUUAAGAUAUGCAGCAUUUUAUUUGUUUUACUUUUGCACUUUAAGGGUUGUAUGAAAUAAUAAAAUUAGUAAUAAGUUUUUUGCAUUAACAAAACUUUGAUUUGGGAACAUUAUGAUCUUAGUUGCUUCACGGCUGUUCAUCUUUACAAAACGUUUGGAAUAUCUUCUUGCAACGUUUUUAUAUUAUUUACAUCAGAAACUGUUAUGGUGUUAGUAAAUAAAUUAUAAAGAAAGUUGUUUGUGGUUUCCCAUGGAUGAGUUUAGAAAUUUAAAUGUUAAGUGUCCAAGCAAAGAUUAGCUUCCCGUAGGUCACAUCAGGCAGCGAAACAGCGCGUAAACAGAUAGUCACAUCGGCCAGCCAGGCAGGUCCGUCCACACUGAUCAGUCUACAGAGUUCUAGUCUACAUAGGUCCAAUCUAUAUAGGUCCAGCCACACUGAACAGUCUGUAGGGUCCAGUCGCGUCGAGUAGUUGUGGAGUCACAAUCACGUCUACCAGUCUUUAAGGACGGUCAUCUAAUUAAUGAAACAGGGUUUAGUUCCAAGUUUUUCAAUCAUGCGCCAGCAAUGUUAGCAUAUAUACAUACAUCAUCUACAUCCGACUCACGGUCCAGUCCAGUCCUAGACCACAUCCAUGGGCCGUCCGGUCAAAAGUCCGGCUUUCAGAGGAUUCCGGUUUUCAGAGGAUUUUGCACAAAUGUCUGAGAGAGUUAUGUAGUUAUAUUCUUAUAUAUUACAUUCUGAUAUACUUUAUCUGACCGUAUCAUGUCAGUAUAUUUUAGGUUUUACUAUUGUAUCUCUAUGUUAUGUAUUAAAACUGAAUAAUUUCACAGAAAAAAACAUUACUUAAAAUGAUACUAUAUUUCUUUUAUUGUGGAGAUAUAAAUAAGUCACUGAACAUGCAUCAUGUGAAUCUAGACAUUUAAUAAUUAAUAAAAAUAUUUAUAUUUUUCAUAUUCCGAAAAAAUGUUAUUCUGUAUAUCAGUAUUCUUAUUAGUUAUUAAAUAUUUAGAUUCACAUAUUCAUGUUCCAUGACUUACAAGAGCUAGUCAAUCAAC